UAUUCCUCCUUCCCUCCAACGGUUCAUUACAAAUUUAUUCCCCCAUUUAAAUUUAUUCCUCCACUCUUACAACAUUAUCAUUUCUUCAGUCUCUUGUCUUCUUUUUCUUGAUAAAAAAUGGAAGUCGAUGCUGCCGAUACGACUAUUACUGCUGCUGCCGCCACCACGACGACUACUACUACUACUUCUGCUGCAAGAGUCCAGCAUAUAACAAAGGCGUCUUCCGAUGAGCUUCUCAGUAAAUUUGCUCAAGUGGGCGCUACUAGUAAUAAACUUGCACUUACUCUUGUCACUAACAAGAAGAAUAAGAAGUUACAAUUGUCCUCGAAACGCCAGAGAAGUAUUGAUAGAUCAAAUCCAGAUUGCGAAAGCCCCACAGGUGUGAGUGUUGCUGAUAGGAAACUACUGCUUCCUCCUGCCAAUAAGAGAGGCGCUGCCACUUUCAUUCGCCGCCUUGGAAUAGGAAAGGCCAAGCUCAGGUCCAGGAAUAUCAACAACAAGUCCCUUCUAGGAGGCAUCGAAAAGACAUGGCGCAAAACUCUGAAAGGCGCUUCAAAGAUCCUCAUUGAAAAGCAUUACAAUCAGCACAAGCGCUUAAUCAGUGACAUUGCUUAGCUCUAUUCACAAUUUUUCUGGAAAAGAGCUGUCAUUUUGUUUGCCUUGUCGUAAAUUUCUCUUCUUAUAUUGCUUGUUAGAUAGUAGUAUCCCUUUGCUUGUUAUUCUGAUUUGUUUCUAGUUUCUGGAGUUACAA
Daucus carota subsp. sativus is the source of this 751-nucleotide messenger RNA. RefSeq lists its product as uncharacterized. Lineage: Eukaryota; Viridiplantae; Streptophyta; Magnoliopsida; Apiales; Apiaceae. The transcript is spliced from 2 exons. The record is from RefSeq and is a predicted model, not a curated record. Bases 118 to 615 code for a protein of 165 amino acids.